Molecule: messenger RNA, 1227 nt
Organism: Python bivittatus (Burmese python)
Lineage: Eukaryota; Metazoa; Chordata; Lepidosauria; Squamata; Pythonidae
Source: RefSeq, a predicted model, not a curated record
AUGCUCAGUCCAAGUGCUGAAGGAGUGUCACCAGCUGGGUCUAAGAGCGUCGCUUUUUCACUGUGGGUAGCCAACAGGCUCACCUACCAGCGGCUCAACGACGGCUUAGUCCCUCGGGUGCGUGAGUUUUACAGCGACCCGGCGUGGUCAGGCAGCCAUUGCUGGCUGGCCGUUACCUCGUCCUGUAAUCCUGAAGGACGUUCUUACGCAAGCCCAGUCGAUCGGGGUUCCUACAUUGUGCUGUUCCAAAAAGGGGAGAAUUCGGAGCUGGAGACCCUGGUGGCCCACUGGAACCUCUAUCUCAACCUGGCUGGCUUCUUCGUGGGGCUCUUCUCGGUGACCCUCUUUGGCCCCUGGAGCGACAGCGCGGGACGCCGGCCAGCCCUGAUCCUGCCGGCACUGGGCAUGGCCCUGCAGGCGGCCGUUUAUCUGGCGGUCAUGUACGCCGAGCUGCCUGUGGGAUACCUCCUGGUUGGCCGAGUGCUGAGUGGCCUCUCGGGGGACUACAACCUGGUCCUGGCCAGCUGCUUUGCCUACGUGGCCGACGUGAGCGACAGGCGUGCCCGCACCUUCCGGGUGGCCAUCCUGGAAGCCUGCCUGGGCCUGGCGGGGAUGGCUGCGAGUGUCCUGGGCGGGCGGUGGCGCAAGGCCCAGGGCUACCUGGCGCCCUUCUGGCUGGUCUUUGCGGCGAGCCUCGCCGCUGCCCUCUACUCCGCCUUGGUCCUGCAGGAGUCGGUGCCGCAGAAGCAGCCCCGGAGGCUGCUCACACUCCGCCAUUACGCGGCGGUGUAUCGGCUGUAUGCCAGCCCUGACCGGGGCCAGGCUUGGCGGAAGCUGCUCCUUUACUCGCUCGCUUUCUUCGUGGUGGUCACGGUGCACUUCGGGGCGCAGGAGAUCUUGGUGCUCUACGAACUCAGCGCCCCGCUCUGCUGGGGGCCGGAGCUGAUCGGCUACGGCUCGGCGGCCCACUACCUGACCUACCUCAGCAGCCUGGCGGGGCUGCGGCUGCUCCAGAUGUGCAUGGAGGACACCUGGGUGGCCGAGGUGGGCCUGCUCUCCAAUGUGCUGGGGCUGGUGACCAUGGCGCUGGCGGGGACAACGCCCCUGAUGUUCACAGGCUACGGGCUUCUCUUCCUCUCGAUGACGGUCACUCCCGUGAUCCGCUCCAAGCUCUCCAGAUUGGUUGGCGAGACCGAGCAAGGUGCCCUCUUUGCUGGCAGCUCCUAA